GACCAGAAAAAAUACCAGAGUUAUAUGACAACACAGCAUUAACUUUGUUUAUAGAUUAUCUUCAGAUAUAAGAGACCUUUCAACACAAGUAACGAAUUAGAACAAAUGGAUCGGGAAAGUUUGGAUGAUCUGCAAAAGCAACUAUUGACCUGUCCUGUAUGUCUGGAAGAUUUUCAUGACGACACACACACAAAGGUGUUACCUUGCCUCCAUUUGUUAUGUGAGGCUUGCAUCCCAAAAAUAGUAAAAGACGGAGUCCUUCCCUGUCCAACCUGCAGAAUGGAACAUCAAUUUGGCUCUUUUCCAACAGACAAUACAACUAGAGAUCUUUCUGAUUAUGUGGUGGUAAAGACAUCACCAACAGUUGCAUGUGAAGGUAAAGGAUGUGAGGAAACAAAUGUUGCAUCCCACAGAUGUCGACCCUGUGGAGAGUUUCUAUGUUUAGAUUGUGUGGCAGCACAUCGCCGAACCACUGUGACAAGAAGUCAUGAUUUGAUACCACUUGAAGAACUUAGAGAUGCUACUGAUUUCACAGCCUUUUGUCAUCCUCAGACAUGCCAGGUCCACCCUGGAAAACCUUUAGAGCUAUACUGCAGUAAACAAGAAUGUCAGAAACCCAUCUGUGUCACAUGUGCUGUAAUCUACCAUCAAUAUCAAGAAGGGCAUGGCUUGGUUGAUAUCAUUACAGUUGGGAAUCAGAGACGUGAUGAAAUCAAACAGAUGGUAUGUUCAGUGAAAGAAAAGUCCAAUAUCAUAUCCAAAGUAUUGAAUGAGAUAAAUGAUGAAAGAGAUGAAAUUGAUCUACGAAAAAAACAGAUAUAUAAUCAAAUUGAUGGAGUGAUUGAAAUAUUGCAUCAACAGAUAGAUCGUACCAAAGAAGCCCUGAAAGAAAAAGUAAAUAAGCAAGUCUCCCAGAAAUGUCAAAGCCUUGAGGAACAAGAGUUGAAGUUGAAAAGUAUAAAAUCUAAUAUGGAUCAUGCAGUUUUAUACUCUGACAAAGUAGUUUGUCAUUCAAAUGUUCCUGCCUUCCUCCAGCUUGAUAAAACCAUUUCAGACAGACUUCAGAAUUUAACAGUUGAACAGUUUGAUAAGGAACCUUGGGAAAUGGCGGCAUUUGGCUUAGAUUGCAGUGAGGUCAGUACUGAUAUACAAACCACAUUAAACCAAAAGAUGCAUAUCUGGUCAAGCUCUAUCUUUCCUCCAAAUACUUCGAUUCAACAGCAGAGAGGAGGUGUUCCAGGAGAGGAGGUGGUUUUUGACAUUGAGCUAUUUACAUCAGAGAAAACACCUGCUGCUGAAGAAGCCCAUUUUCAGGCUAUGAUUACAGACCCACGUGGUGAUACCCUACCAGGUAAGGUAAAAGAUGGAGGAUUACAAAACGGAAAGUUUGCCAUUAAAUAUGUUCCAAUGGUUGAAGGAGCCUAUAAACUUGAGUUGAUCUUACAGAACAAAACUUUUGCAUCACGUUCAUUCACUGUUGGUGAGGGAGACACUUCUUUUCUUGAGGAAAUGAGUGGAGACUCUACAGAUCCUAAAGCUACUUGUGAAGACGGUACUGACCUAAAAGAAAUUCCUGAAGCAGAAGUUCCAAAACUCCCUCAACAAAUGGUGACCAAUAAUCCAGAAAUUUUCUCUACCAUUCGACAAAUCAGAUUUUUCCUUGAUAAACAAACUGCUCACAAAGAAGUAACUGUCACUGAAGAUGGAACAACAUUUACUAAUAACCAGCAGGGAGUUGUACCAAAGUCAUCGGUAUUACACCCCAACAGACACAAAAAGUUCAAAGGUGCACGUGGAACACAUGUUUUUACACAGCCUGGGAGAUAUUUUUAUGAAGUUAUCCUUGAGAUGAAAGUUGUAGCACCACUGCAGCUAAACAACAUCGCCUUUGAAAUUGGUAUUGCCAGAAAGUCAUCUAUAGAUAACAAGAAGUAUAUCGAAGGUCAACCAUAUGCAUGGUCAAUGAUAGGAGCUCACCAUCCAGCAUGUGAUGCAGUGUGUGUCCAUGUGGUCAGAGAUAGGAAAGUUCUUCUCCAUAAAGUUCUUGUAAAGAACCAGGUAGACGAGGAAUGUCGUAUAGUUCUGGGUUUCCUGCUGAAUACAGAUGCUGGUACAUGGGAAAUCUAUAACAGUGAGGAAGGAGAAAAACUGUGUAUUGUGCACAAUGUAAAUUGUGAAGAGCCUUUGUUUCCAGUUGUUUCUGGUUACAAUUCUUCACAGGUUCAGGUUACUGCUAACUUUAUAACAGGCCAUCAAAAUGCCCCUGAAGAAGAGUGAUUGCUACAAUGAACAUGUACAUUGUAUUUCAAUUUUUAUUGUUUUUGUCUUGUUUUAAUUGUAAAUAUUUAUUUUACUUAUGUAAUACUGGAGUAUAAAUGACAAAUUAGUAUAUAUAUAAAUAUAUUAGAAAAUAUAAUUUUAUUUAGUUCAUUAAUGUAUAAUUGAAUGAUAGAACACAAAAAAAACACACAUAGAAUUACAUGGUAAUAAAUGAUUAUGAUGAUGCAAUGUCAUGAACUGAAUUGUUGCUAUGUUACCACAUAGUUAUGUUCAUAAACUGCCUGAAAAGUCUCAUUAGCUUUAAUUUUGUUUUUAAAUAUAAAAAAAAGUAAACAAAAUAAAAUCCUUUUUUAACAUGUGAAAUAAAACAGAUAUAAGGUUAAUAUAAGAAGACAUCAAGUAGUCAACAAGGGAUCCUUGAGUAUAGACUAGAGUCUGUAAAUUGUUAUCUUUUCUUCAGUGAUAACUAAUGAUUUUUUUCAGAAGUUUUAUGUUGUACAGAAAUAUCUUUUAUUACAUGUAAUAUCAAUUGAUUUAUAUAUUGGUAUCAAACAUAUUUAAUAUUUAUUACUUCCAGUAUUUUCUUUAUUUACAUAGAGGAAUUGUGAUAUCCAUUUGUAGAUAUUUGUAAAAUCUGAAUUAUCAGUGUAAAAAUAUAAUUAUGUUUAUUUUUAAGAAAUUUUGUUUUUUGCAAAUGAUAGACAUACUAUUAUAACAAAAGGCUACAAUACAAUAUUGAUUUCCCAUAUUGAAAGUUGAAAUACUUAUUAUUCUAGUACAGUUUUGAUUAUUUUUGUAUUUGUUUGUUUUGAAAUGAUCUUUUUCUAGAAUUAACAACAUUGUUAAGACUUUAUCAUCAGUUUAAGAGAUUUAAUGCAUUUUAAAGGAACUACCAAGACAUAAAAAUUCUAAUUUUAGUCAGAUUUUGAUGUAUUUGUUUCUUUUUCUUUCCUGUGGUUUCUUCCUAAAUAAAUGUGCUACCUGUUCUUUUGAAACCUUUUCCUUAUGUCUUUAAUCUCAAGGAUGAUUGGGGUAUAGAAGAAUGGUCAUCUCUUGGUUUUCUUCUGACCGACAGUUUAAACCAUUCCCAAAGUUUGGUGUGCAUUUGGCUGUACUUGAUGUAUAAAUUCACAGCCACAUCCAAUUCAAAUUUACCGACCUAUCCUCCUGGUGGACUAUAUUGCAGGACUAACCUAUUGUAUUUAUUGUUAUCUUGUUCUCAUCCUGAACAUACAUGAAAUAUUCAAAACUGGAUAAUAAACAAACAACAAUGAAUCAAUCAAUCAUUAUGUCUUUUUUGUUUAAAUAAGACCUUUUUGACCUGCUUCAAUCUUAUCAUGGUGUGCUAUGUUACUAUUUCUAUAUGACUUGAAUUUUAUUACUGUCAAUUAUUGUUUGAGUGUGUUGUUAUCUGUCUGUAGACAGAAUGGUCUUUAGCCACAUUUAUUUACAUUAUAGAUCACUGAUCACUGAAAUUUAAACAAUGGUUAGUUGCACUAAACAAAGAAUGUAAAAAAUAUAUUACUGUGUUAAGGAUUUCUCUGUCUUCUAUAUCUGGCACACAACACUGUCAAAUACAAUACUAUGUUUCCAUGUUAACAUGUUGUGACAUUGUCCCAUGUUAAAUCAGCUAAGCCCUUUACUGAUACAUGAAGGAAUUGAAGUUCAUGAAUGUUUUAUUGUCCCCCAGCGCAAUGCAUUGCGGGGGACAUAGAAAUACUGGGCGUCCGUCUGUCUGUCCAGUCUUGUUAGCGCUCUCAUGUGUACAAUUCUUGCCACAUUUAUAUGAAAUUUAUAUCAUAGGGUUAUAUUAGCAAUGUCUUAGACGAGUUCGAAAAUCAGUCCCGAUCAAUUAUUUUUCAAAGAAUUAUGCCCCUUGGAAACAUUAAUUAUAUGGAAACUUGCAUUGUUAGCAGUCUCAUUUGUUCAAUUCUUGACAAAUUUUAUGAAACUUAUAUCAUAGGUUGAUAUUAGCAAUGUCUUAGACGAGUUCGAAAAUCAGUGCAGAUCAAUUAUUUUUAAAAGAGUUAUGCCCUUUGGAAACAUUAAUUAUAUGGAAAAUUGCAUUGUUAGCGCUCUAAUAUGUACAAUUCUAUCCAGAUUUUUAUGAAAUUUAUAUUAUAGGUUUAUAUCAUCAAUGUCUUUGACGAGUUUGAAAAUCAGUGCUGAUCAAUUAUUUUUAAAAGAGUUAUGACCCUUGGAAAUAUAAAUUAUAAUGAAAAUCACAUUGCAUUUGCUUUGAAUCCUUCAUUUCUCUCAGAUAUUAAUAAAAAGUCGUAUAGAACAAAAAAAAGUGCUUAUUUUAGUUAUUGCCCUUGUACCUUGGAUAGAUAGAAGAUAUGCAACGCGGGGCACAUUGGAACUCUGUUCUUUUUUAUGCCCCCGCCGUUCUCUAACCUUAGUUUGCCUUAACCAAAUGUUAUGAACCUUAUACACAAUGCUUAUUACCACAUAUUUCAGAUCAAGUUUGAAUUUGGGUGGCGUCACUUUACCGUUCUAGAGUUAUGCCCCUUUACAAAUGGAAAAAUUACUGAAUUUUUAGUUUUCGUUCUCUUACUUUAGUUUGCCUCAACCAAAUUUAAUGAAACUUAUACACAAUGCUUAUUACCACAAAACUCAGAUCAAGUACAAAUUUGGGUGGCGUCACUUUUACUGUUCUUAAGUUAUGUCCCUUUAUAAUGUUAUAUGCAAGCGGGGGCAUCAUCAGUGUCCCAUGGACACAUUCCCCAUUUAUUUCUUUGUUGUAUUUCUCUUUUUGAAUGUCUAUUUUCUUAGUUGAGUUGGUGUGGGCUGUAUUAUUGUCCAAAAUAUUUGUUUAUUCCUUUUAUCCUUUUUAAGAAUUAUGAAUAUUUAUAUAUUUGUUGUUAUUCUCUAAUUUUCUUUGUUUGUACAUAAUAAGUCAUGUAUGUAAUCUCAUAGUUGGAGUUGUUUAAAAAAAGGGUUUUAACAUAGUUGCCAACAUCUAUAAAUGAGAAAUCAUUUCAUAUCAUGACAGCAUGUACAAAUUUGUGCCAUGCUUUUUUUGUUUUAAAAAUCAUGUUUAAGUUCACUUAUUAGUCUUUUUGUAAACUGUAAUUAUUAUCCACAGUUUGGCAAAUUUUAGACCAACAGAUCUUGAAGGAUUUAAGUGACAAUAAUAGAAUUAAUUAAAUUUAAAUGAUAUCAAAAGCUAUUAAAGUGAAAUUGAUGAUCUGCAACAAACAUUAGAUAGGUAACUUGGAUUUGAUAGACUUUUCAUCAAGGGUAUUGCACCUGAGCGGGAGAUAAAAUAGGCCUACUGAUGCUCAAUGUGAACAGCAACAAGUUUCAAGUAAUAUUUUAGCUUUUUAUAGAUCAAUUUAUAUCAUUUUUGAAGGAAGAAGAAAUUUAAUGCAAAAGGCUGUAGAAAGCUUUUUUUGCCCUUUGUCAAAUUUCUUUUUAUUCACGUCAAACUGUUGUUUUCAAGCUUUAAUUUGAUAGAUGCAAAAGUAACACCUUUGGGUUCUAAAAGACAACUUCUGGUCUGUCGUAAUUUCCAACUUUUGCAACUGCUUUCAGACCACUGGACAUCUUCUCAAAAGGAUUUGUAAAACUUUGUGGUGGAAACUGAUUAGAGACCUCAACAUUUUAAUUAACAACAAUAGAUUAUUAAUAAACAAACUAAAACAUAAAAUCAAAAAACUGCAUUAUCAAAUUAUAAAAACAAACAAUAUUUAGUAUGAUAAUGUGUCGUGGAAGGCAUGUACCUGAUGUGUGAUGAAAAAAAGGUGUGUAAACAGUUGAAAAAGCAAAUAAUACACAUGAAUAGCAUGAGAGUUGUCAAUUAUGGAUUUGAGUCAAAUAUAGACUGGCUGUAAGAUUGGCAAGGCAAAGCAAGCAUUUCAGUCUGUUAUUAUUAUGUAUUUAAACUUAUUUAAUUUUACUUUUAUAACCUGACCUAACAUACUUAUGCUACAGAUAGCCACAUUCUUCUAACAGUGUAUUGUAUUUUGUUGAUUAGCUCCAGUUAUAUUGCUGUAUAAUUGUCUGAACUAACUGAAUUUAAAUGAAGAAUAUUUAUAAUUUUCCUGUUCAUCUUAUACCUUUGUUCAAAAAUUGUUGCAACACCAGUGAUUGUGAUAAAAUAAAGGUUUGUUGUCUUUAUUACACAUGUUUCAAAAUUUCAAUAAUAAAAAAAAAAUAUCAAUUGGAUUUUGCAGAAGAUGAUAACAAUUAUAGAUCAGAAAGUGCUGAUCAAGUAGCUCUUUGCAAGAAUAUUUUAAAAACAAAACUUUUUAAAUUUGUGUUUAUUAACUUGUGAAUUCAUCCUUCCAUGAAUGUAUAUGAUUUUAAAAAUAAACAAUUGAACAUUU
Molecule: messenger RNA, 6611 nt
Organism: Mytilus californianus (California mussel)
Lineage: Eukaryota; Metazoa; Mollusca; Bivalvia; Mytilida; Mytilidae
Product: E3 ubiquitin-protein ligase TRIM71-like
Exons: 6
Coding region: 106-2277 (723 amino acids)
Biological process (GO): positive regulation of DNA-templated transcription
Cellular component (GO): chromatin; nucleoplasm
Molecular function (GO): ubiquitin-protein transferase activity; zinc ion binding; protein binding
Source: RefSeq, a predicted model, not a curated record